Molecule: messenger RNA, 1294 nt
Organism: Syzygium oleosum
Lineage: Eukaryota; Viridiplantae; Streptophyta; Magnoliopsida; Myrtales; Myrtaceae
Product: GDSL esterase/lipase CPRD49-like
Exons: 6
Coding region: 192-962 (256 amino acids)
Source: RefSeq, a predicted model, not a curated record
UAUGUGUGCGUGUCUCUCUCUCUCUCUUCUUGAACACAACCAACCACGAACACACUCCGUAAAAGCGGAUCGCAUUCCGGUCGACAUUCUCUCCGAGAAAAUCGGUGAAUUACUUCACCACCGAAACGGAACUGCUUCCGUCCGGAGAAACAGAGGGCUGGGUGUUUCAGGAGGAGGAGGAGGUGGAGGAGAUGGUGGGACCAGGGAGGCCUCAGUUCGUCCUGUUCGGCUCUUCCAUAGUGCAGCUCAGCUACAGCAACGGCGGUUGGGGCGCCAUCCUCUCCGACGUCUACGCUCGUAAGGCUGAUAUAGUGCUGCGAGGAUACUAUGGAUGGAACUCGCGCCGCGCCAUCGAGGUCCUCGAUCAAGUUUUUCCAAAGGAUGCAGCAGUACAGCCUUCCCUGAUAAUAGUUUAUUUUGGUGGUAAUGAUUCAAUGGGGCCUCACUCAUCUGGCCUUGGCCCACAUGUUCCUCUUCAUGAAUAUGUCGAAAACAUGAGAACGAUUGGAGAGCAUCUCAAGAGUCUUUCUGAUUCAACACGAAUUAUAUUUCUUAGCUGCCCUCCUGUCAAUGAAGACAAAGUUCGUCAAACCUCAAGUGAGUUUUUCAGUGAGCUAGUACGCACGAAUGAGUUGUGUCAAAUGUAUUCGGAAGCAUGCUUAAAGCUGUGCAAGGAGAUUGGGGUGCCAGCUGUUGAUCUUUUCAGUGCAAUACGGAGAAGACCUGAUUGGCUCAAUACAUGCUUUACGGACGGUGUCCAUUUAGCUGCUGAGGGCAGCAAGGUGGUAGUGGAGGAGAUACUGAAGGUGCUUAAGGAAGCAGAAUGGGAGCCGUCUCUGCAUUGGAAGUCAAUGCCUACCGAAUUCGCAGAGGAUUCGCCAUAUGAUCUCGUAGCUGCCGAUGGAAAAACAACAUUGAAUCCAUCGGAAUGGACAUUCCACAGGGCAAUCCAGUGGGAUUAGGUCGCUGAACAGUCUCAUGCAUGCUUUGCGCGAUCCAUAUUGACGGGAGAUGUAUGAUGGCACGAGAAGGAAGGAAUUGAGAAUAGUAUGUCCAACAGGUGUUGUAGGGUACUGCUCAGAUGAAGUAUGUUCCAGAUUCUUGCCAGAUUAUCUUCUUUUCAAUAAUGCGUCGUCUUGUCAUGAUUUGACGGCCUAAGAUCAGAUUGUUUUUAUUGAUUGACCUGAGGUUAGCGGUUACAUCAGACUACUCUUAGGAGGAGACAUUUUAUGUGUUGUGAAAGCAGUUUUGACUGCUGAAGAUAGCGUACCCGAAGAUCCCGGAUGUCGCAGUC